Thamnophis sirtalis is the source of this 1164-nucleotide messenger RNA. RefSeq names its product translocase of inner mitochondrial membrane 9 (gene TIMM9). NCBI's taxonomy places the organism in Eukaryota, Metazoa, Chordata, Lepidosauria, Squamata, Natricidae. The record is from RefSeq and is a predicted model, not a curated record.
UUCCUCUUCCCAUUCGCGGUACUCCUUUUUAAUUCCCUCGCUCCCCCAGUUCAGUUAUGGUAAUUUUCCGGGUAGAAACAAUUUUCUACACGAGUGGUUCCUCCGCUCACAUGCCCUACUUAUAGAACUAUUCCGUUCUGUAUAUAUCGCUUCCUGAUUUGCCGCCUUUACUAAGUGAAAGUGAGAGCAAAACAGCCUUUGUAAGCGGUAGGCACGCCUAGAUGAGAGGAAGGGGACAAUUUACAGUGUCGCGCACAUUUGGUGGUUGCUACGGUAGGUAAACCUGCCUGACAGCUCCACCGUCGCUGAUUCGUGUCCACCGCCACGAGGUAUGUAAGUGGAGGCGAACGAAAGGAAAGCUACUCGUGUUGUGGGGAGUUGGUGUUUGUCGUAAGCAAAAGUGAGGAGAGAAUCAAGGAAACGAAGAAUAAAAGUGGCAGUUGCCUCAGAAUUAAAAUAUGGCUGGACAAAUAUCAGAAUCAGAUCAGAUCAAGCAGUUUAAAGAAUUUCUUGGAACAUACAACAAACUAACAGAAACCUGCUUCUUAGAUUGUGUGAAAGAUUUCACUAGCCGAGAAGUGAAGCCAGAAGAAAUAACUUGUUCAGAACACUGUUUACAGAAGUAUUUAAAAAUGACCCAGAGGAUAUCUAUGAGAUUUCAGGAGUAUCAUAUUCAGCAGAACGAAGCGUUGGCUGCCAAAGCAGGACUUCUCAGUCAGCCCCGCUAGAAAACCACAGAUUGUCCCACACGAAGGAAUGCCAGCAUUGCCUACACUACAUGUGAGGAUGCCUGGUGUCUUGUGCUAUUCCAACAACACUACCACCAGCUCAAAAUGGGACUGCUUAAAGAAUGAUUCAGUUGUCUCGAAAUAUCUGGUCUACAGUUGGGAUUGAACAGCCAUGGAGUUUAUGGAGUUUUUUUUUCAAGAUUGUCUUUUAUUGUAAUGCAAGAAUAAUGUUGAUUCCAUCUUUUCUGGAAAGAUGGAUUGGUUCUACGUGUUAAUCGGUUACAGAUAAGGAACAAAAACACAUUUUAUUUUUUAUUGUUUCUAAUACAGUGAUUAUUCAUUUUAAAAGAAAAAUGUGUUGUCCAAAAUUAUAUGUAAAAGUGUCUAAAACAAGCUUUAUUUUUUAUUUAAUCAAAGUAAAAGAGAUAAGAAUUGC